UACCUUAAAUUGCUGCAGACGUACGGCACUCAUUCGGAAGACGCGAUUGAAGAUAGUUGGACAUAUUUUGGGAGACCGAUAAGGAUCUAGUGGAGAAUAGUAUUGAAAUGGAUAAAACUUUGAGGUUGUUGAUUAAAUUGCAUGGGUACUGCACGGCCGCUGCCUGUGGUGCGUUUGUAAUCUGGUGGACCUGGUUUGCGCUGGACCCGGAGCAGUCGGUUGGAUUCGUGAAAGCGUACAAUAUCCGAUACUUUGGAAUACCAGCUGUGAUUUUCGGCGUCAUUUGGCUUCUAUCCUGCCUUCUUUUGAUGAUCGGUAUAUUCGAGGAGAAGCAGUUCUUGCUGUGCCCUUUCGCGUCGAUGUUUUUGAUCGACUUCGGCAUACUGCUAAGUCGAGAUGUGUUCCUAGUGGUUAGUGAAUCUGCCUUCGACAAGACAGUCUUUUUCAACGUUUCAUCGUUAAGCAGAACCCAUCUGCCGUUUGUGUUAUUCAUUGUACCAAACAUCGCCUUCAGUUUGCUGGCAUUGAUGCGGAUAUUUCGGCACGAAUCGGACUCCGAGAUGGAUGUGGAAUUUACAGUAACUAGUUCAAAAGAUUAGUCUCAUACUCACCAAAACCUCGCUCAUCAUUUCACCAACAAGAACACACCAAGUCAAUAAACUAAUGUUUAAGUGUUAUUGUAUUCAU
Molecule: messenger RNA, 687 nt
Organism: Ochlerotatus camptorhynchus
Lineage: Eukaryota; Metazoa; Arthropoda; Insecta; Diptera; Culicidae
Exons: 4
Coding region: 108-599 (163 amino acids)
Source: RefSeq, a predicted model, not a curated record